UUCAUUGUUAACCGUCCGCUGCCAUCUUUUAUAACUUGUGAGUCAUGGAUAUCGUCAUUACAAUACAAGGUUUUUGGGGGAACAAAGGUACAUUUAUACCUAAAGAAAUUUGUGCUGUGUCUAUUCGAGAAGCCUCAUUUAUUGCUCAUUGGAUUAUUAAACCAUCAGAAAAUUACGAAGAUCUAACUAAAACUUGGCGAUCAGCAAAUAAUACUCUUACAUUGACGCAACAUGGAAUCGAGUGGUUUGAUGGUGAUACAGAAAGAGAGUGUGUGUACAAUAAUAUCAGACAGCUAGUGAAACUAUCAAAUAAAAUUUAUACUGUUGGUUUUUACUCUACUAACUUUCUCACAAGUUUACUUAAUCGGGAAAUUAUUAAUAUCGAAUCAGAUAUUGGCGGUACUUCAUCAGACCUACUCCCACCUAAAAGUGGUAUGUGUUUUCUUCAUACUCUUAAACGUUAUACAAAUCCUCAUCGAAAUUUUGAUUGUGCAUUCAACAUCACGAUUCGCGUUAAAAAAUUCAUCAAAGAAAGAUGUGUACCAAAUACAAGUUUUCUGCUGCCACUUUCUAACGUUCAUAGUACCAAUAAUGACUCAUCCAACGGAUAUCUGCAACCUAAACGACCAUCGACACCAGUGAUUUCGAGCUUUGUAUUAGUGACGUUGCAUAAGAAUUCGAUUAUAAGAAGAAAAUGGAGCCAAUUAUCUCAACUUCAACAGAAAACAAGGAAUUAACUGCAGAAUUCUGCAUGCAAUGGCUGUUGCACGCGCUUAGCCAAUGUAAAAAUGAUGACUGCACAUUAUCAAACUGUCAACACAUGCGUGAAGUUAUAAAACACUGCAAGGAAUGUGAUAAAAGAACAAGGGUUAAUUGUUUAAUCUGCCAAGAUUUCAUGUCGCUGUGUUGUUUUCAUGUGGAACGUUGUCACAAAGGAUCUAAUUGCCUUCUGCCAUUUUGUUAUAUGGUUAAAGAGCUUGUAAAAUAUCUAGAGUCCCUGCCAAGAUCACCGAAAAGUUAUAAAUUACUGGGUCUUGAGCCAACGCCUUUACCGGAAUACCUUCAGCGGGAUAGAAGAUUAUCUGAAGUGAACUCUCAAAGGCAAGUGAUGGAUCUUCCAGUACCAGUGUUUCAAGAUGCGAAUUAUAAUGUAAAGGUUGAAUUUUUAUUCGCUCCUGAUUCAUCGCUGGGUGAUUCUUGUUUUGAUCACAAAUAUACUGGUUUAUUCAGAGAAUCAAUUUAAAACGAAUAAGAAAAAGACAAAAUUUUAAAUAGAUUUUAAUGCUUCUGAAUAAUUUGGAAUCACCCUUCGUAUGGGUCAUUAACAUGACCAACCAUUUUGUAUCGUUUUUCUUAGUCAGGAAUUAUUCUUGUGCCCUUUGUUGGUGCUUAAAUAAUGUUCACCACCGAUUGUUUUACAAAAUAUUGACAAAUAAAUGUGUGUCAAAUCAGACAAUAAUUAAAAAAAUUUUUAAAUUAAUUCUUUAUCUGUGAUUAAAGAAAUUUGUUAUAGUAAUAAUGUAAAUACAAUUUUAAGUAGCAACUGUAACGGUUAAAACUUAAUUUUAGUUAAAUAAAUCUUCAAAAUAUUAUUUACUUGUUAUUUUGAAUUCUCGCUUUAUUUAAAAAUUAAUGGUUGCCCGCAUGAAAAAACUUCAUAUGUGAAAACAUACAUAAUAGAGUAUAUCAUAAAGGUGA
Microplitis mediator is the source of this 1698-nucleotide messenger RNA. RefSeq lists its product as uncharacterized. The transcript has 2 exons. NCBI's taxonomy places the organism in Eukaryota, Metazoa, Arthropoda, Insecta, Hymenoptera, Braconidae. Bases 45 to 737 code for a protein of 230 amino acids. The record is from RefSeq and is a predicted model, not a curated record.